Molecule: messenger RNA, 414 nt
Organism: Adineta ricciae
Lineage: Eukaryota; Metazoa; Rotifera; Eurotatoria; Adinetida; Adinetidae
Source: the annotation of a GenBank genome assembly
AUGGCCUAUCCACGUGUCAUUAAAAACAUUACAGUUCUCCGUACAUCUCCACUUCGUGUUCGUGUCUAUCUUGUAGCCCAAGGUCCAUCGAGAUCGAUUCCAUUCAGUGUCGAAGGUAUGGUAUGCCAGGCUGGUUUCGAUCAAAAUGCUGCCAAUGCUGCUUGUCGAUCAGAAAACUUUCAAAAUGCCGUCAUGGUUACUAACAUUGCCUGGCAUGAACCACCUGCUAGCUACGGACAACAAUGCAUCAUGGAUACUGAAUCUUACAAGAGUGUCAUUCCAUGUGAAUAUAUCUUGCAUCAAUUGAACUGUGCACCCUCGGCAACUAAUCUAGCAGACUGUCGUUUUCCUCCAUUAUUUAGUCAAUCGUUGGAAUGCAAUGCAUAUACACAUGUUGGACUUAUCUGUACCUAA